GAGCGUGCGGAGCAAAGCGUACGAAGGCUUCAAGAGCAAGUGGAGCUCGGCUCACUCCCGCAGGCACAGAUGAGAACCGACAGACUCCUGAGGAAUGAGCUGGAAGCUGAGCUGGAGAAGGCCCGCAAAGAAACGCACCAAAGUGUUGCAGAAGCACAAAGCCUGCUCCAGCAGAAGAGGUCUGAGGUUGAAGAGCUGCGGGCAACCAGCCGAACCCAGCAGGAGCAGCUAGCUGAACUGCGCACAGACCUGGAGGAGUCUGUGCUCGUCCACGAGAAGAUGGAGGCGGGGUCCCAGUUUCUGGAGGGUUGA
Symbiodinium natans is the source of this 312-nucleotide messenger RNA. Lineage: Eukaryota; Dinophyceae; Suessiales; Symbiodiniaceae. The record is from the annotation of a GenBank genome assembly.